Effrenium voratum is the source of this 1779-nucleotide messenger RNA. The record is from the annotation of a GenBank genome assembly. Lineage: Eukaryota; Dinophyceae; Suessiales; Symbiodiniaceae.
AUGGAGAGAUCGUCCAGGUCCGCUCGGACAGGCAGCCGCAGAGAGAGCACAGACAGAAGUCGCAGAGAUAGCUUAGACAAGUCUUCAAUCAGCGAGAGCUCGGAGGAGGAAGUGAAGCUCUUUCCUGAUGAGCGUGAAGUGUUCAGGCCAAAGGUCGCCGUGGCUCCAGCGCCUCAAGCCAUCGAUCCUGACCUCUUCACCAAGAACAAGUUCUUCUGCACCCUUUCUGCUGCCCUUGCGCUGGCAAAUUUGAUCGAGUUGGGACUCGAGACUGACUACCGAUGCCAUGUCGGGAAGUGUGAAGCUGAGCCGGUUUGGGAUCUCUUGUCGCAGGUCUUCACUGUCCUGCCGCUCGCCGAGAACGGGCUGCGGCUCUGGGAGGCCAAACCUCGGAGGUUCUUUCUGGGUGACAAGACCAAGGUCAAGUUCAAGUUGGACAUUGUGAAUUGCCUAGACACCUUGAUGCUGUUUCUGAGGAUCCUGGAUGUAUGGGUUCUCUCCACACUUCAAGUCGAGACAGGCCUACGACUGGCCAGCGGCUUCCGCGUUGUGCGCAUUGGACCUGCAGUGAGGCACUGGCAAGCAAAUAAAGAGCUUCGGGAGCUAUGGAUUGUCAUCGGAGCAGUAUCCGAGACGAUCAAGACUCUUUGCUGGGUUGGCGUAAUGCUUAUUGCAGUCAUUUGGGUCUUCGGCAUUCUGAUGACCGUGUCCUUGGUGGAUCGAACCAGCGAGGAGUUCGACUUCACGGCGUCCGCCUGGUCCUUCGAAGACUACUGGGGCAGCGUGCCUCGCAGUGCCUUCUCGCUCUUCCAGGUGGCCACCCGCGACAAUUGGAUCAGUUCAUUGGUGUCUCCUAUCGUGAAGACAGAGCCUGCGCUGCUCAUCAUCAUCGGAUUCUACUUUUGCAUCGGCUCACUAGCUUUGAUGAAUUCCAUUAUUGCUGUAGUUGUUGAGUGCACUUUGUCCGCUGCGAGAGCAAGUACCGAGAAAGAGGACGAGAACAAGCAAAGGGCGGAUGCGCUCGUCAUGAACUCCUUGCGGAAGAUCUUCCACGAUGGUGACACCGACGGCUCAGGUGAGCUGGAUUUGGAGGAGCUGCACGCGAUGGUGCGGAAACACCAGGUUCGGGAUAGACUCAGAAUGCUGCGAAUUCCGUUUAGAGAUCUGGAUUUGCUAUUCACACUGCUGGACACAGAAUGCACGGGAAGCGUGAACACUGACAUGUUCUUCCGCGGGUGCGCCAAACUUAGGGGGCCUGCAAUGGCAUGCGACUUGCACCAGUUGUCCAUUGACCUCAAGCACAACUUGGACAGAUGCGAUCUCAACUCCGAGCGGAUCCGUCAAGUGAACGAGUCCCUGGCCAUGGUAUUGGACAACGUUGACGAUAUGGACAUCCACAUCAUGAAGUGUGAUGUGGACUUCAAGGAUCCUGUGCUGGCUGCUCGUCAAGUGCGCCCGAAGAUGUCCAAAUCCGACAGGAUUCGCGGUAGGUGGUUCUUGCCUGUGGCAUCCAACGAGCAGAGCAUGUGGAUGGACAUAGAUAAACAAGCCCAUGACAAGGAGCUGCAGCUCAAGAUCAGCAUGCUAGCGCCCGAGGUUCCAAAGGCUGCCGACAAGGUCCAAGCAGUGCGAGAAGGAGCGCAGCCCGAGCCGCCUGAAUUGCCCGCUCGCCUCAAGCGGCUCGAGGAGGUUCGCCUGGCGCAGGCCGCAGAAGAGAAGGUCAGAAUGAACCAGCAGAUCGUUCGAAAGGCGCUUCGCAAGAUUCACCGGUUCGACUGA